Molecule: messenger RNA, 6124 nt
Organism: Salmo salar (Atlantic salmon)
Lineage: Eukaryota; Metazoa; Chordata; Actinopteri; Salmoniformes; Salmonidae
Product: phosphatidate phosphatase LPIN1
Biological process (GO): triglyceride biosynthetic process; cellular response to insulin stimulus; positive regulation of transcription by RNA polymerase II
Cellular component (GO): nucleus; mitochondrial outer membrane
Molecular function (GO): transcription coactivator activity; phosphatidate phosphatase activity
Source: RefSeq, a predicted model, not a curated record
AGAAACACUAUAUAGACAGUUCGACCGGUGAGGACACACAGUAUAACAGUCUUACAGAGAAUCGCAAAGAUCACUACUUAGUUUUAACGUCGGAACACACACACACACGUCGGACUCCCGGGUUUCUAACACCUGAAUACACACGUCCGUCGGAUCACCAAGUGUCUAACACACACACACACACACAUGUCAGUUAGAUCACCAGGUUUCUAACACAGACACACAAGUUGAGGAUCCUACGCCUGAGUGGGGAUCGAGCCGUGCCAUGGAACCAUGACCCCAGAGGAACAUCUGGAAGAAUUCUGCAACGACGCCAGUCCCAACUGGUUCUGGUCUCAGACCAUGAACUACGUGGGCCAGUUGGCAGGCCAGGUGUUUGUGCAGGUGAAGGAGCUGUACCGGGGCCUGAACCCGGCCACUCUUUCAGGCUGCAUCGACGUCAUCGUGGUACGGCAGCCUGACGGCACCCUGCAGUGCUCGCCCUUCCACGUCCGCUUUGGCAAGAUGGGUGUGCUGCGUUCCCGUGAGAAAGUGGUGGACAUAGAGAUCAAUGGAGAGCCUGUGAGUCUACAAAUGAAGCUGGGGGAGAACGGAGAAGCCUUCUUCGUCAAGGAGACGGAGAACACACUGGAAGUGGUUCCGUCAUACCUGGCGACAUCACCUAUUGUGUCCCAGGGGGCGGAGCUAAUGGAAGCUCAGCUGGGGAGGGGUGUGUCUCGCCUCUCUGACCCCACCUCCCUCCAGGUCCAGACCCUGGGCUCCCAGCAGACCACAGGAGGAGGGGAAGGAGGGAUGAUGAAGAAGAGGAGGAAAAGGAGGAGGAAGGCACGGGAAAGCGGAGGAGGGAGACGGAAGGAGAGUGGGGAGUACUCAGAGGAUGAGGACAUGUUCACCAUCGACAUGAGCACUGAUGAGGAGAGAGAGAACGACAACAACAGUAGCAGGGCCUCUUCUCGGGAGCUCAAUGGAGAGCAGGGCCCUAAGGCCAGUGUGUUGAGCAACAACUACACCCCGAACACAACAUACACACACUCUGACACAGACUGGGCACGCUCACAGAGUGCUAUAAUAGAGCAGACACUUACUCUGUCUAUCCCUCCUAGUGGUGGUCUGUCCAUCUCCUGUCCACAGCAGACUUCUGUCUUCCCUUCUCCUGUCAGCAGCCCCGGUGGCUCCCGCCCCUCCACUCCGAAGAGUGACUCGGAGCUGACCAAUCAGAGCAAAGACAACCCUGAGAUUCUGUGGGCCUGGGGGGAGCUGCCUCAAGCUGCCAAGCCCUCCUACCUCCCUCCAUCCCAGAUGCAUGAUUCUGGGAUGAAGUCCCCUGUCUCCAUCCCUGUGUGUGACAGCACACACUUCAGGACCAUCCCCGGAGACUGUGGCCCCCCUGUCCAGACCCAGAGCCACCCAGACAAUGGCCCCCCAUCCCUCAACCCAUACAUGCCCCAGCCUGGGAACAACACGUCUGGGCCCGGGGCUGGAGGGGACAUGGAGUUAGUAGGGGCAGCCUGUAGAGAGGUGGAGGGGCUGAUGGCCUCCAGGUUGCUGUCAGAACUGGAUGAGGGGGGCCAGAGGGGCAGCCCGGUCAGACGCACAGACUCCCCAUCCAAGAGGAAAGACAAGAGGAGCCACCACCUGGGCUCGGAUGGAAUCUACCUGGAUGACAUCACUGAGCUGGAGCCAGAGGUGGCUGCUCUGUACUUCCCUAAAAGUGACGGUUCAGUGAGAGGGGGCUCGGAGACAGGGGCGCGGAGCGCCAACCAAUCACCUCAGUCGGUGGGCAGCAGUGGGAUGGACAGCGGUGUGGACAGCUACUCUGACCAGCUGGGAGACAUGCCCAACAUCGCCAUCUCCCUGUGUGGAGGUCUCACUGACAACAGAGAAAUCACAAAAGAACAGUUCCAGGAGAGAGCCAUCUCUUACCAGCAGUUCACUGAAAACCCCUCCAUCAUCGAUGAUCCUAACCUGGUGGUCAAGAUAGGAACCAAGUACUACAACUGGACCACCGCAGCCCCUCUCAUGCUGGCUAUGCAGGUGUAUCAGAAGCCCCUGCCAAUGGCCACGGUGGAGAACAUCAUGAAGGAGAAGAUGCCCAAGAAAGGAGGCCGCUGGUGGUUCUCAUGGCGCAGCAGGAACAGCGACUCCAAAUCGGACUCAGUGUCUGAGACAGGAGUUGGAGACGGGGGAGAGACCUCUCUCAGCAUGGCUUCAGUCAAUGGAAUGAAGGAGGAGUCUUCCUCCAGCGAUGAGGAACACAGAUCGUCCAAUCAGGACUCAGAAUCCUGCCAGCCCGAACCUCUUCUCACGCCUGGUAGUGUCUUCUACAGGAAGACCCUCAGACUGAACCCAGAGCAGCUGGCCAGUCUUCAGUUGAAGGAGGGUCCUAAUGAGGUGGUGUUCAGUGUGACCACUCAGUACCAGGGCACCUGUCGCUGCCAGGGCACCAUCUACCUCUGGAGCUGGGACGACAAGAUUGUCAUCUCAGACAUUGACGGCACCAUCACCAGAUCUGACACCCUGGGCCACAUCCUGCCAACGCUGGGUAAAGAUUGGACCCACCAGGGCAUUGCCCGCCUCUACCACCGAGUCAGCCAGAACGGUUAUAAGUUCAUGUACUGCUCUGCAAGGGCCAUAGGUAUGGCUGAUAUGACGAGGGGUUAUCUUCACUGGGUCAACGAGCGAGGAACCAUGCUGCCUAUAGGACCUGUCCUACUCAGCCCCAGCAGCCUGUUCUCAGCCCUGCACAGGGAGGUGAUAGAGAAGAAGCCUGAGAGGUUUAAGAUUGAGUGUCUGACCGACAUCAAGCAACUGUUCCACCCCAACACUGAGCCUUUCUACGCCGCCUUCGGCAACAGAGCCACGGAUGUGUAUUCCUAUAAGGAGGUGGGCGUUCCCCUAAACAGGAUCUUCACAGUCAACCCCAAGGGAGAGCUGAUACAGGAACACGCUAAGACCAACAUCUCAUCGUAUGGUCGUCUGUGUGAGGUGGUGGACCACGUCUUCCCCCUGUUGAUCAGAGGUCACGUCUCGGACUUCUCCUGCCCUGACACCUUCAGCCAGUUCACCUACUGGAGAGAACAGCUGCCCCAGAUCCACUCCCCUGACCAGCCCCAGGUCCACACCCCUGACCAGCCCCAGGUCCACACCCCUGACCAGCCCCAGGUCCACACCCCUGACCAGCCCCAGGUCCACACCCCUGAUCAGCCCCAGGUCCACAGCCCUGACCAGCCCCAGGUCCACAGCCCUGACCAGCCCCAGGUCCACAGCCCUGACCAGCCCCAGGUCCACAGCCCUGAUCAGCCCCAGGUCCACAGCCCUGAUCAGCCCCAGGUCCACACCCCUGACCAUCCUCUGGUCAUCAGCUGUGGAGACCCACUUCCACACCAAACCACCCCAUAAGUGACCUGUGUGCAAUCUGGGAAGGAAAGGGAGAGACACAUUUAUGAUGAUGACGGCGUGCAAAUGAAAGAAGCAUGUCUCUGCUCUAGUGUCACACACACACACACACACACACACACACACACACACACACACACAAGCAGACCUUAACACACACAUGGUUGCCAUGUGCACACUUAUGCACUAGUGGAAGUGUUCUCCUACAACAACAGGCAUGUUAGCACUAAGUGGUAUUUCUAUGUACUCAACUUUCCUAUUUAUGUUCUACUCCUCAGUGUUCUGCUCUACAAUACCUACUGUUCAUCAGGUGUAAAAGGUACUACUUGUAUACAUACACUUGUAGUAGCUGCAACUCUGACAAAAAGCACUGAUUCAGUCAACCUGGGGGAAAUCACUGUGAAGAACAGUCUUUCAAUGACAGCUAUUUCGCCUGAUUGAUUCUAGCACUUUUCGUCUCCCAUGUGGGUACAGUAAACCGCAAUGCAUGUUCAAUUGACACUUUCAGAUCUAACGUUCACAUAAAGUGCGAAUAUAAUAAAUGUUGAACAAAGCAAGAUUAUGCUCAACUAGCGCUGGGAAUAUUAUAGCGCAUGGCGAUAAUUCAGUUCACCCGUUCGCCUCCAAACAUUUGUCAAUAUAAUCAAAACAAAUGUUAUUUGUCACAUGCGCCGAAUACGACAGGUGUAGACCUUACCGUGAACUGCUUACUUCCAAGCCCUUAACCAACAGUGCAGUACAAGAAAUCGAGUUAAGUAAAACAUUUAAUAAAUGCGUUUUAAAGCACGCUUCCCUUCUAGUAAGUAGCAUUCUAUAUUUGUUUUUUAUUCUUCCGUUUUUUGUUGUUGUUGUCAUGUUCUGCGUAUGGUAGAUAUGUUAGUGAUCAACUGAAUUAAAACCAGUGACCGGGGCAGCUCUUCACUUCACUAUUAUUAACAGGGCACAGAGGAGGGCUGUCUCUCUCGUUGAUGCCUCUCGCCCAUAGUCCUCAAUAGUCCUUAAACGGUCGUGUAACCAAACACCUGAGAAAAGACUCGUGUGAAACUGACGUUACUCUGACAGCAAGCAAUGCAAGAAAACUCAGGUUGUCCGUUUUAGCAGUCGCCUUGUCUUCACUUCUCCACUCAUCGCGGUUUCCCACGGACCGUGACACAUACGUAAUCAAAUCAAAUUGCAUUUGCCACCUGCGCUGAAUACAACAGGUGUAGACCUUAACCUUAACUGUAAGGUCGACACCUGUUAUAUUGGGCGCAUGUGACCAAAACGAUUUGAUGACCUAUCCGAUUCUCUCUGUGUGCAGUGUGUCAUUGUUUUGGCUAACACUAACAGAUAAUGUUGUGCAGACAGUAGAAAACAUAUUAUGUCCUCUGCUUUGGUUGUCCAUCAUCUUAAACUCUGUGUGUAACUGCGAGAUGUGAGAAAUAUACAAAUGCAUGAAGUGUUUAAUUCAUUUCACAUUUUUAAGCGAGCAGCUUGUGAACGCACUUGGAUUUGGGCUUUGGUUUUUAUUUCAUUUGAAAUAUUGUGUUUAUGUGAUUGAAUCGGAAUAGAGUUUUGAAUGUUCAUUCUCAGUUUUGUAUAUAGGGGCAACCUUUUUUAGCGAUCGAAUUCAUAAACAUUGUCAGUAAGUGGCUGGCUGCUGGACUACGGUAGUUUGACCUUAAGGCUAACAACAUUUUGCACUGACAGACUAUAGUGUCCACUGAAGCGAAACCAUUGAGGAGAUAUUCUACAGUAAACCAAUCAACAUUCUCCUGAAUUCUAGAAUCGACUACUUCGAUACGAAGAACUUAGAUACAUAGGUUAAAUUGAACUGAUGUCCCUUGUAAAUGAGAAUGCACAACAACCCUGACGGUUCUGAACCUCCUCAAAGGGUUUAAAGCACAAAGCACUAACGACAUAGUCCGUCUGUCCAUCAGAUCUCUGUUGUGAACAGAGGUGGCAGUGUGUUUCUAUGGCGACCGUGGAAUAUGUACAUUGUGCAAUUGCCAAUGUUAUCCUGUAUGUAGUAUGGAUGGAUAUUCAAGACAUCCUGCAUUACCGGAAUGAAUACCAACACUGUGAUACAGUAUUUCUCUCUUUUUCUAUUGAUCAUAUUGAUGACCACUAUAAAACCUGAUUACAUCACUAUGAAGGAGAGAAGGUUCCCACCGUCCCUGUGUCAUAUGCCAUAUUGAUUACUUUCAAUACCUUUACAUUCACUUUGGUUGAAUUGACUACCAGUGGGAUGGUUGAAACAUCCAUUACCAUGGUUCAGGAGUAUUGUGACAUAGCGACUAAUGUGAGAUGUUGGAUUUACCACCAACCGAAAGAGGUGUGUUGGUAUUAGGAGGAUAACGGAUGGAUGGAUGGAUGGAUGGAUGGAUGGUAGGAUGAAUGGAUGAGUCAAUGGAGGCAUGUGAUCUCACUGUUGUGUUGUGUUUACUCCUCCUCUGUGUCAUUGUGUUCUGUUCUCCCCUUACUGUACUGUCACAAGAUUUGUUCCAAGUAUGUUAAAGUACUGCUGUAUAUUCAGAUUAAAUGACUGUAUUCUUUCUGUGAAAGAUCUAUAUAAACAAGGAGCUUGUUGCCUUACAGUAUGCCGUGAAUGUCUCUGCCCUCGUUAGUUUGCUUCUGAGAUGUACAGAGUCAAUUACUCUAGCACUGUGUCAUGUUGUAUAGGUUAACAAUCCAGUCUGAAAAUAACUAUAUUGAAAAUAAGUUUUUCAAUAAAUGCAAUGUUGAUGGA